Molecule: messenger RNA, 1434 nt
Organism: Suncus etruscus (white-toothed pygmy shrew)
Lineage: Eukaryota; Metazoa; Chordata; Mammalia; Eulipotyphla; Soricidae
Gene: CA9
Product: carbonic anhydrase 9
Exons: 13
Coding region: 1-1434 (477 amino acids)
Cellular component (GO): plasma membrane
Molecular function (GO): carbonate dehydratase activity; zinc ion binding
Source: RefSeq, a predicted model, not a curated record
AUGUGCGUGAAGAGCCCACGUGGAAGACAUAAUAGUGCCAUAGGUAUGGGCAACUCUAUGGACUCUAAGGAUGGAACUAAGCGCAACAACCAAGGGCUCUUGGUGCCCCUCACUACACCCCCCUCCAGGCUUGAGAUUGGGGGAAGGCUCUGGCUCCCUCUGUUGAUCCGGACACAAGGACUUGCACUGCAACUACUUCUAUUACUGCUGCUCCGGGGCCUGCCCCAGAUCCUGGGGGCUCCCUCAGCAGGGGGAGACUCCUCUGCAGAAGAUGAAUCCCUGGGUAAGGAGGAUCUAUUCAACGAAGAGGGGUCACCUGGAUUGGAGACUGAAUCCCGAGAAGAGGGUCCUCUGCCAGAGGAUCUUCCGACUCCUGGAGCCCCUAGGGACCCCUCAGAUAAUGCUCACAAGGACCACAAAGGGGAUGACCACGGUUAUUGGCACUAUGGAGGCAACCCUCCCUGGCCCCAGGUGUUCCCAAACUGCGCAGGCCGCUUUCAAUCACCCAUAGAUAUCCGUCCUAAACUCGCCAAAUUUAGCCCAGCGCUGCAACCUCUCAAGCUACAGGGUUUUGACCUCCAGCAACAAGAAAAACUGCAACUGCUCAACAAUGGCCACACGGUACAGCUGAAUCUACCUCUUGGGCUGCAGAUGGAAUUGAGUCCUGGAAGGGAGUACAGAGCCCUGCAGUUGCAUUUACACUGGGGGGCUCCUGAUCACCCAGGCUCAGAGCACACAGUUGAUGGCCACCAUUUCCCUGCUGAGAUCCACGUGGUCCACCUCAGCACUGCCUUUAACCAAGUUGAAGAGGCCAAGGGGCGCCCUGGGGGCUUGGCUGUGUUGGCUGCCUUUCUACAGGAGGGCCCAGAAGAAAAUAACGUCUAUGAAGACUUGCUGUCCCAUUUGGCAGAAAUCACUCACAAAGGCUCAAAGACUGAGAUCCAAGGAUUGGACAUCUCUGCUCUAUUGCCCUCUGACCUCAGCCGCUAUUUCCGGUAUGAAGGCUCUCUGACCACACCACCCUGUUCCCAGGGUGUCAUCUGGACUGUGUUCAACGAGACAGUGAGGCUGAGCGCUAAGCAGCUCCUUAACCUCUAUUCUUCCCUGCGCGGACCUGAAGACUCGAUGCUGCAGCUGAAUUUCCGGCCCACGAAGCCUCUGCACGGGCGUGUGAUCGAGGUUUCCUUCUCUGCCUCUACCUUUGCCACUACAGGUCUUGGCGUGGACAGAAACCCUCGGAGAAUUGAGUCAGAACGUUUGAAUUCCUGCUUUGCCACUGGUGACAUCCUGGCCCUGGUAUUUGGGUCCCUCUUUGCUGUCACAGGCAUCGGCUGCCUUAUACUGAUGAGAAGGUUGCUCAGACUCCAGAAUGGGAACAAAGGGAACAUUAACUACCACCCUGCAGCUUCCACUGAGGCUGAGACUGUCGCAUAG